Molecule: messenger RNA, 1029 nt
Organism: Amborella trichopoda
Lineage: Eukaryota; Viridiplantae; Streptophyta; Magnoliopsida; Amborellales; Amborellaceae
Product: binding protein
Molecular function (GO): protein binding
Source: RefSeq, a predicted model, not a curated record
ACAGUGUCCAUGUAAGGCCGCUAAGAAUCUGAAACCUCUCGCACAAACGUCUUGCUCCACUUGAAGGCAGGAUUUUCGCUGUGAACAAUGUUCAGAUAUCUCUACAGAUCCUCUAUACGCCCCACCCUUCUCCCUUUCACCAUCCUCCAUAAGAGGGAUAUUCAUAGUAGGAACAAGAAGGCAAUGGAGUUCAUAGCCAAAGGAUGGAGCGCGUUGCAGGAGGUUGACAGGGUUAUCGAUUAUGCAGAUUUCAAUGACCUAAGACUCAUCCCUCACCUCAGGGCAGCAAAGGAAAAUUUUGAACUGGCAUUGGAAGCCGAUAACUCGAACACCCAUGCCAGGUACUGGCUUUCUCGGCUGCAUUUCAAAUACCAUGUGCCAGGAGCUUGUAAAGUAAUUGGGGCUGCACUACUUGUUGAUGCUGCGGACAUGGGGGAUGCAGAUUCACAGUAUGAGCUUGCUUGUCGUUUGCGAGCAGAGGAUGAAGCUGUGCAUGCUGAUCAACAAGCUUUCUAUUAUUUGGAGAAAGCUGUUGACCAGUUGCAUCCAGGGGCUUUAUACCUACUCGGUGCAGUGUAUUUGACUGGGGACUGCGUGAAAAGAGAUCUUGCAUCUGCAUUAUGGUGUUUCCAUAGGGCAUCAGAGAAGGGACAUGCAGGUGCUGCAAUUGCAUAUGGAUCACUUCUUCUAAAAGGUGUUGAAGUCCCAGAAAAGAUCAACAAAUUGGGACGUAGGCGAGGCCUUCCAAAGAGAGUGAUGGAAAAGAGUGAAGAAACCUGCGGUGAGUCAUCAGUCGAACAAGCAAAACGGCAAUUCCAAAUUGCUGCAAAAGCAGGCUGUGAUCUUGGUUUGCAGUGGCUUAAAAGACUUGAAGAGAGAGAGAAGUCAGUCUGAAUUGCUUGUGUUGCCUAAGAUGGAUGUUAGAGAGGUGUAUUAUUCUAUUUUUCUAGUUAUGUUAAUGAUAGUAUUGUAAUUUGGAUGAGUUUUUGUGUUCCAGCCGACCCACCCUCUUAAGGGCCCCUUAAAAUC